Molecule: messenger RNA, 4872 nt
Organism: Arachis stenosperma
Lineage: Eukaryota; Viridiplantae; Streptophyta; Magnoliopsida; Fabales; Fabaceae
Exons: 3
Coding region: 1-4872 (1623 amino acids)
Biological process (GO): DNA integration
Molecular function (GO): RNA-DNA hybrid ribonuclease activity; nucleic acid binding
Source: RefSeq, a predicted model, not a curated record
AUGGCGGACGUACCACCUCCUUCAAUGUCCGAACUCAUGCGGAUGGUAGCCGAGCUGCAACAGGCUAACCAACGAAUGGCUGACGAGAAUCAAAUAAUGGCUGCUCAAAUUGCCGAACUAAAUCAUGGUCGGAUUGACCACGACGACGCUCACCAUGCGGAAGACGAAGAGCAUCAGUCCCAACCGACUCAUGUUUCGGAAACCGCUCGAAAUGAAGGACAACAGCCAGAGGAUGAGAAAGAAGAGUCCGAGGACGCUGUAGGCCCCUUCACAGAAGAAGUAAUGAACUUCGAACUGCCGAAGAGGUUCACUCUGCCGCUGACCCUCACGCCUUAUGAUGGACUCGGAGACCCGAGGAAGUUCAUAAAGAAAUUCCGAUCAAUAAUGAUCGUCAACGGUGCAUCAGAUACAGUUUUAUGUCGAUGUUUUCCGAAUUAUUUAGACGGUCCUGCACUUGAUUGGUUGUGUGCUUUGCCUGCAGGUUCCAUUUCACGCUUCCACCAAUUGGCGAAGUUAUUUGAAGAACAUUUUGCCGGAUCUGCGAUAUACCUGCACGACUCCGAUUACCUGAACACUAUCAAGCAAGGGCCAAAUGAAAGCUUAAAAGACUAUAUGACCCGCUUCACUAAGGUCGCCAUUAGCAUACCAGAUCUCCACCCCGAGCACGCGAUCAAAAGCGGCCUCCGUCCCGGGAAGUUCCAGGAGACAAUCGCCGUAGCAAAACCAAAGACUCUAGCAGAAUUUAGAGAGAAAGCAAAAGGACAAAUUGACAUCGAGGAGCUCAGACAAGCUCGGAAGUCUGACAAGUCACACUUCCGCGAAGAAGAUAAGAGCACAUCCAUUAAGAAAAGUUUUAAACUAACACCUCGAUUUGAUUCUUAUACGCAGUUUAAUACCAAGAGGGAAGACAUAAUCAAGGAAAUCUUGAACUCCAAAUUAAUCAAGCCACCAAGGAAAGCAGGCACAUAUCAAGAUACAAAGAACGUUGACAAAUCAAAAUACUGCACUUUCCACCAAAAGCACGGCCACAAUACCGACGAUUGUGUGGUCGCCAAAGAUCUUUUGGAACGACUAGCAAGACAGGGACACCUCGACAAAUGCAUUGGUGGUCACAUCCAGAAGCGCGGCCAUAGUUCCACAACAAAUGAUGUCUCCGAACAACACCGAGGAAAAGAGAAGGCAUCCUCAAGCCAAUAUGAAAGACCGCGAGGUAUAAUCAAUUGUAUUUCAGGAGGAUACGCAAGUGGAGGAUACUCAAACUCGGCAAGGAAAAGAUCGUUCAGAGCAAUAUGCUCGGUAGACAGACCGCAACAGGAUGUAACAAAUGCACAGCCUGAAAUCACUUUUACACAUGCCGACUUCAACUCCAACAUACAAAAUUUGGACGACCCCGUGGUAAUCACCCUACAGUUAGGAGAUCUGCUGGUAAAAAAAGUUCUCCUGGAUCCUGGAAGCAGUGCCGAUGUCCUGUUCUACUCCACAUUUCAAAAGAUGAAGCUCAGCGACAACAUGCUACAAUCCACAGGAGGCGAUUUGGUCGGCUUCUCAGGAGAACGGGUUCCAAUACUCGGGUCAGUGUGGUUACAAACCACACUGGGUGAGCAACCUCUUUCCAAAACUAAUGAUAUUCAAUAUUUAGUAGUUGAUUGUUUCAGCCCAUAUAACAUUAUCCUCGGCCGACCUUUUUUGAAUAAGUUCGGCGCUAUUGUAUCUACAGUUCAUCUCUGUGUGAAGUUUCCAUUGCAGGACCACCAGGUUAUCACAAUCCACGGCGACCAUAAAGAAGCGCGACAUUGUUACAAUGUCAGCAUGAAGUUCCAAAAUCGCUCGACGCAACAAGUCAACAACGUCGACCUAAACCAAAAGGAGAACACACUAGCCGAACUGGACCCAAGAGCUGAUUUCCUCGACCGCCCAAAGCCCUCCGAUGACUUACAGAAAGUGUAUUUCAACAAUGACCCCAAUAAAUUCACAUAUGUCGGUAACUCACUCAAUGCAUCUGACUUGCAGGCUAUAACUACCUUCUUGCAAGAAAACAAAGACCUCUUUGCAUGGACACCAUCAGACAUGCCCGGAAUAGAUCCACAAAUCAUCAGCCACAGGCUGGCAACAAAUUCGUCGAUCCGACCAGUACAGCAAAAGAAACGUCAACUCGGCGAAGAAAAGAAGAAAGCAUCACUGGAAGAAACACAAAAACUCAUAAACGCCGAAUUUAUCAAAGAGAUCAGAUUCACCACCUGGUUAGCAAACGUCGUAAUGGUAAGAAAACAGAACCGUAAGUGGCGCAUGUGCGUCGACUUCACUGAUUUAAACAAAGCAUGCCCAAAAGAUUCUUACCCUCUGCCCUCCAUAGAUUCUUUAGUGGACAAUGCGUCAGGCUACGCCACUUUAAGUUUUAUGGAUGCAUAUUCCGGGUAUAAUCAGAUAAUGAUGCACUCUUCUGACCAAAAUAAAACAGCUUUUAUCACUUAUUUGGGUAAUUAUUGUUAUAAAGUUAUGCCGUUUGGCUUAAAGAACGCAGGUGCAACUUAUCAACGCCUUAUGGAUAGGAUGUUCGCCAAACAAAUCGGCAGGAACAUCGAAGUCUAUGUCGAUGAUAUGGUCACCAAAACAAAAGUCGGAGAAAACCACAUCAACGACCUCACAGAAAUAUUCGGACAGAUCCGACAAUACAACAUGCGCCUCAACCCCGAGAAAUGUGCAUUCGCAGUUCAAGGGGGUAAGUUUUUGGGUUUUUUGCUAACCCGCAGGGGAAUAGAGGCAAAUCCAAAUAAAUGCCGAGCAGUGCUGGACAUGGCCAGCCCUAAAACAGUAAAAGAAGUUCAGCGCCUUACAGGACGACUCGCUGCACUUUCCAGAUUUGUUCCUUGCCUUGCCUCAACUUCCAUUCCUUUUUUCCAAACAAUUAAAAAGAAAAAUAAAUUCGAAUGGAACGACGAUUGUGAGAAAGCAUUUUCAAAACUAAAAUCCACACUCUCACAACCGCCGAUUCUACAAAAACCCCUACAGGGGGAAGAUUUAUUUUUAUAUCUAUCAGUUACUGAUUGGGCCAUAAGCUCGGCCCUGGUUACAGAGCGAAACAAUGUUCAGCAUCCGGUAUACUUUGUCAGUAAAACCCUCCAACAUGCCGAACUCAACUACCCAAGGAUUGAGAAGCUCGCACUCGCACUGAUAUUCUCGGCGCGGCGCCUCCGACCUUACUUCCAGAGUCACGUUAUUCACGUCAGAACCAAUCAUCCAUUAAGACAAGUAUUACACAAGCCAGAACUUGCAGGACGGCUCAUAAAAUGGGCAGUCGAAUUAUCCAAAUUCGACAUCAGAUAUCAAUCGCGAGGACCAAUCAAGUCAGAAUUCCUGGCAGAUUUUAUCGCCGAGCUUACAAACCCAUCCGAGGAUGACCAUGCAAAACAGUGGAUCCUGUAUGUCGACGGAUCUUCACAUAACGGCGGCUGUGGCGCAGGAAUUCGUCUGGAAGCCGACGACGGCCUCAUAUUGGAACACUCAAUACACUUCGGUUUCAAAGCAAGCAACAACCAAUCCGAGUAUGAGGCACUACUCGCCGGAAUCCGACUUUGUUUAGAACUUCAAAUCUCGAAAAUCAAGGUAUACUGUGAUUCAUUGUUAGUCGUACAGCAGAUAACAGAUUGGAGGAACGACUUUAUACAAUAUUUACAAACAGGUAAUAUACCAGAAAGGAUCGAGAACGAUAAAAGGUUCCGACGCCAAGCAUCUUUCUUCACAUUACUCAACGGAACACUAUAUCGACGAGGUUAUACUCGGCCUCUACUCAAAUGUCUCAGCAAGUCGGAAGCCGACAUAGCUCUAGCAGAAGCACAUGAAGGAAUCUGUGGCACCCAUACGGGAGCUCGGAGUUUAACAUCCAAGAUCCUCAGAGCUGGAUUCUUUUGGCCGACUAUAAAACAGGACAGCCAACAAAAAAUAAGGUCAUGCAACACUUGUCAACGGCAUGCGCCACUGAUACACACACCGGCCGAAGAAUUACAUCAGUCCGAUAUCAGCUGGCCAUUUAACCGAUGGGGUAUAGAUAUACUCGGGCCAUUCCCUACGGCACCGGGCCAGGUAAAAUUUCUUAUUGUAGGCAUUGAUUAUUUCUCCAAAUGGGUAGAAGCCCAACCUUUAGCAAAAAUAACAUCACAACAAAUGAUUUCAUUCGUUUGGAAAAAUAUUAUUUGUCGUUUCGGCAUACCCCAACAUAUCACAACUGACAACGGACGCCAGUUCGCCAAUCAGAAGUUUCAAUCUUUUUUGCAGAAUCUCAAAAUAAAGCAGCAUUUCGCAUCUGUUGAACAUCCUCAAACAAACGGACUAGCUGAGGCUGCAAACAAGGUCAUCCUUCAUGCACUAAAGAAGAAGCUAGAUGACGCGAAAGGACUUUGGGCCGAACUAAUACCUGAAGUCCUUUGGGGAUACAACACCACGCCUCAAACAUCAACAAAGGAAACCCCAUUCAGACUGGUAUAUGGAUCAGAGGCGAUGAUUCCCCUGGAAAUCUCCCAACGCUCCAUUAGAACUCACAUCAGUAACCAAGACGAAGCUCGGAGAGCCGAGCUUGACAUCAUUGAAGAAGUAAGAGACAUCACUAUCUUAAGGCAACGCACAGCACAGCAAGCAAUUGCCAGGCAGUACAACAAAUCGGUUAAAACAAGAACAUUCGUGAAAGGAGAUUUAGUCCUCCGCAAAACCGAAGCUGCUCGGAAACCACCCUCACAUGGAAAGCUCGCCGCCAACUGGGACGGUCCAUACCGAGUAUCAGAAGUUCUCGGAAACGGGGCAUACACACUCGAAUUAAUCGACGGACAAGUAUUACCCAAUACUUGGAAUGUUUCAUCCCUAAAGAAGUUCUACAGUUAA